This is a messenger RNA of Punica granatum (pomegranate), 1410 nucleotides long. The record is from RefSeq and is a predicted model, not a curated record. NCBI's taxonomy places the organism in Eukaryota, Viridiplantae, Streptophyta, Magnoliopsida, Myrtales, Lythraceae.
AUGAUUGGAUUGUUCGGGUCGAAGCUAAAAGUUCUCAAUCUUAGAGAGUGCUCAAUAAGCAAAACUCCUGACUUCUCAGCAUUUCCAAGCUUAGAGAGCUUGAUUCUUGAGUCCUGCGGGGAGUUGGUUUGGGUUGAUUCAAUAGUGCUUCUAAAGAAUCUGAUCCUCAUAAACUUGAGGAGAUGUUGGAGACUGGAGAAGUUGCCUGAGCAAUUGGGUUCCAUGGAGUCACUUGUCGAGCUUCUUAUUGAUGAUACAAGGGUCAAAGAAUUACCUAUAUUGAGAGCAUCUGUUGGAUCCCUCGUGAAUCUCAGGAGACUUUCGUUAUCGCAUAGUGGGGUCGAGGAACUUCCGAACUCCAUUGGGCAGUUAACCUCAUUGGUUGAACUGAUCUUGACGGGAACUGACAUCAGAAGGUUGCCGGAUUUCGUUGGAGAUCAACAUGAUUUGGAAUUGCUCAUGAUCGAUGGAACAUAUGUCAGUUGUUUACCGGGUAACCUAGGAAGCUUAAAGAAGCUCAAAGUUCUCGAUGCCUCGUGGUCUCCACUGAUGGCAACAGAAUACCAAAUAAUUUCCGAUGAAAUUUUGAGUCUAUCCUCUUUGAGGGUCUUGAAACUUAACAUGGUAAAGAGCCUCCUGGCGGAUAUGAGCACUCUCUCAUGCCUCGAGACCCUUUAUCUUUUUAAGACGGAUCUUCAGACCCUCCCCGAGCUUCCAUCUAGCUUAAUUAGUCUAACAGUUCGACUGGCAUCAGCACUGACUUCCUUGAACCUUGCGAACUUGGUUAAUCUAAAAGAAUUGAUUUUGGAUGAGAAUUGGAAGCUCAAGGAGCUGGAAAGCGUCUCUAGCUUCAGCAAGCUCGAAAGAAUGGCUUUGUACUCCGUGGAGAUAUCUACCUUACCGGAAGAGAUAGGUGCAUUUCUCUGUCGUCUUAAACAUCUGAAUAUUGAGGGUUGCAAGAGACUUAAAAGCCUCCCCAUACUUCCCUCAAGCCUGUUACUUUUGAGUAUCUGGUGUUGUGACUCACUUGAGAGGUUGCCAGACCUUUCAAACUUGAAGAAUUUGUCGAAAUUAUGGGUUAUGGAUUGCCUGAAGCUCAGAGAAAUCGAAGGCCUUGGCAAUCUCCUGUCCCUGAAGGAUUUGAAUACAAAUGGCUGCCUUUUAAUGAGGCUGGACGAAUUGGAGUCGCUGCAAAAGUUGGAUAUAAGCAGUUGCAGAUCGCUCAGGAAGUUGCCGAACCUAUCGAAGUUGCAGAGGCUGGAGCUUUUCAGCAUGAGUGACUGUGAGAGCAUCAUGGAAAUUCCAGGACUCGAGGAACUGAGUAAUCUGCGGGAGUUGAACAUAUUUGGAUGCAAGGCACUUAAGUUACCCGAUCUUUCAAAGCAGCAGAGUGUAACGCUCCGAACCUAA